This is a messenger RNA of Peromyscus maniculatus bairdii (prairie deer mouse), 1388 nucleotides long. RefSeq names its product tumor protein p63 regulated 1 (gene Tprg1). Lineage: Eukaryota; Metazoa; Chordata; Mammalia; Rodentia; Cricetidae. Gene Ontology annotation, cellular component: cytoplasm. The record is from RefSeq and is a predicted model, not a curated record.
CAGCCAGCCAGGGGGUGUAUGACGUUAGGCUUGCUAUAACACCUUGUGUCUGGGGUGAGCCUACUCACCCCAUCAGGCCAAGGUGAUUCCUCUAUACUCAAGUAUGUAAACCAUAGCUAUGGGGAGAUGGACAUUCUGCUGACAGAUGGGAUCUGUGAGGAGCACUGUUAGCACCCACUAUAUGGCUCCCUCUAAGUGUUCCAUGAGAUUCCCAGCUACAGACAGCAGAGGAAGGUAUUGGGAGGAAGAGAAGGCUAACAGACCAGAGAGAGGGCAGAAGCAGAAGGGGACCCUGGGCAGAAGCCAAGGCUAAAGACAUGUCAACAAUUGGGAGCUUUGAAGGGUUCCAACCAGUGUCUCUGAAGCAAGAGGGAGAUGACCAACCCUCUGAGACUGACCACUUGUCCACGAAUGUGGGAGACUCAGGCAAGGAACCAGGACCAAAGCAGAUUUCAAGACAACCAAGUGUGACUAAAUCGACCCUUUACCCCAAUCCUUAUCACCAGCCCUAUGCUUCGCGCAAGUACUUUGCUACACGGCCAGGGGCCAUUGAGACUGCGGUGGAAGACUUGAGAGGCCACAUAAAACAGACUUCUGGAGAGACUGUUCAAGGCUUCUGGCUCCUGACGGAGAUUGACCACUGGAACAACGAGAAGGAGAAGGUCCUGCUGCUCACGGACAAGACCCUCUUGAUCUGCAAAUAUGACUUCAUCAUGCUUAGCUGUGUGCAGAUGCAGCAGAUCCCCCUGAGUGCCAUCUGUCGCCUCUGCCUGGGCAAGUUUGUCUUCCCGGGGAUGUCUCUGGACAAGAGACCAGGAGAAGGCCUUAGGAUUUGCUGGGGGAGCACUGAGGGGCAGUCUCUAUUGUCACGCUGGAACCCAUGGUCCACUGAGGUCCCCUAUGCUACCUUCACUGAGCACCCAAUGAAAUAUACCAAUGAGAAGUUCCUUGAGAUUUGCAAGUUGUCCGGGUUCACAUCGAAGCUUGUUCCAGCUAUCGAGAAUGCUCGCAAGGAUUCCGCUGGGUCUGGAGGAGGAAAGGAACUCAUGGUGUUAACCCAACCUAUCCUGAUUGAAACCUACACAGGGCUCAUGUCAUUCAUUGGAAACCGGAACAAACUUGGCUAUUCGCUUGCUCGGGGGAGUAUUGGCUUUUGAGCCUCUUUGUUACAAAGCACAUCAUCUGUAGAUAACUGAUGUGUUUAAAUUAACUACUUUUUUGGAUUACAAUAGUUACUUUAAAAUAAUAUUUAAAGGACUUACUUGUUAGUGUUUUAGGUAGUAUAAAAGCUUGAUUAGACUGGUAGACAUUUAAAGUCUCAUAUGAGAGAAAUCAAAUUUCUGUAAAACCAGACUAAAUACUUUACAUUAAAUACUCCUAAUUUAAAA